Molecule: messenger RNA, 291 nt
Organism: Strongylus vulgaris
Lineage: Eukaryota; Metazoa; Nematoda; Chromadorea; Rhabditida; Strongylidae
Source: the annotation of a GenBank genome assembly
AUUGAACCCUUCGAUGCUGUUGGACGCGAAUUGAUGAAGUUGUUACGACUACCUGUUGAUGAAUACAACAACGCUUUAAAAGUUGCUGAACUCACAGAGUUUGUACCAGUUAUGGAAUGUUUUAACUACCGCGGACGCUGUAUGGCCUCUUCAUACAUCAUUCAGAAUAUGCUGGAGUACGGAACUUUGAUGCGAACGGAGGAGAAUGUAGCAGUAAUGUGCGCUGUAUUACAUUCAGUCUUAGUAGACCAGCAAGACCAGCCUUCGAAUGCAACGGUAUGUCGAAAAUGA